AUGGUAUCCUGCCCGAUAUGCGAGAAGGCCGUCCCGCAAUCAAAAAUCAACGAUCAUAUUGACUCUGGCUCCGUCCUCUUCCCCGCGGAGCUAUCAUCCUCCCAGAAAGGGCCUGUCGCGAGCAUUUUCCAACCUCCGUCGGCUCGCAAAGCCUCUGCUCAGCCCAGUCUUACCAAAGAGUCACCAUCCAGACAAGGGUCUGCCUCUCAACGUCCCCUCAAUGGCAAGAGAUCAUUCGGCCAGGACACGCCAUCGCGAGAACCCCAGAAUGGAGUAAAGCCGCUGAAUGGUGAAUUGACAGAGCCACAAGCGAAGCGUCCAAAGAUCAACGCCUUUCAUAAGGCCGCCCCGCUGGCUGAGCGCAUGCGGCCGAAGACUCUCGAUGAUGUCUGCGGCCAAGAGCUCGUCGGUCCCAAUGGAGUCCUCCGUGGCCUUAUUGAGGAAGACAGAGUACCAAGCAUGAUACUGUGGGGUUGUGCGGGGACUGGUAAGACUACCAUUGCUCGAGUGAUUGCGUCCAUGGUGGGAAGCCGAUUCGUGGAGAUCAACAGCACGAGCUCCGGUGUUGCGGAGUGCAAGAAGAUUUUCGGCGAAGCUCGUAAUGAGCUUGGUCUCACGGGAAGGAAGACGAUUAUAUUCUGUGAUGAAAUUCAUAGGUUCUCCAAAUCCCAACAGGAUGUAUUUUUGGGCCCUGUGGAAAGUGGUCAGGUCACUCUUAUUGGCGCAACCACCGAGAAUCCAUCGUUCAAGGUCCAAAAUGCUCUACUUUCUCGAUGCAGAACCUUCACUUUGGCCAAACUCACGGAUGAUGAUGUUACGUCAAUUCUCCAGCGAGCUUUGAAAGUUGAGGGACCAAGCUACAAACCUUCGGAAUUGGUGGACGAUGAACUCAUCCAAUAUCUCGCCAGGUUCGCUGACGGUGAUGCCCGGACCUCCCUCAACUUAUUAGAGCUCGCUAUGGAUCUGUCUAAACGACCGGGAAUGACAAAAGAAGACCUGAAACGAGGUUUGACCAAAACCUUGGUCUAUGAUCGUGCUGGUGAUCAACACUAUGACACGAUAUCGGCCUUCCACAAGUCCCUCCGCGGGAGCGAUCCAGAUGCGGCGCUCUACUAUCUGGCUCGCAUGAUUCAGUCUGGUGAAGAUCCUCUGUAUAUUGCAAGGCGGUUGAUUGUCGUCGCUUCCGAAGACAUCGGCUUGGCAGACAACAGCAUGCUUACCCUCGCCAUUUCCACACAUGCUGCCGUCGAGAAGAUCGGGCUUCCCGAGGCGCGGAUCAAUUUGGCCCAUGCCACUGUUGCCAUGGCAUUGUCGAAAAAAAGCACAAGAGCGUACCGCGGUCUGAACAACGUUUUUGCUGCGUUGAAUGAGCCGGGAGUUGCAGGCUUGCCCAUUCCUGUUCACCUCCGAAAUGCCCCGACCAAGUUGAUGAAGGAGCUCGGCUAUGGAAAAGAAUACAAGUACAAUCCCAACUAUCUUGGUGGUCAGGUACAGCAAGACUAUCUCCCCGAGCCUCUGCGUGGUCGAGAAUUUCUGGAAGAGCUGGACUUGGGCUCUCUUCGAGAUCCUGAUCUGUAUAGUCCUAAGAGCCGAUGUUGA
This is a messenger RNA of Penicillium maclennaniae, 1599 nucleotides long. Its product is annotated as ssDNA-dependent ATPase MGS1. Bases 1 to 1599 code for a protein of 532 amino acids. The record is from RefSeq and is a predicted model, not a curated record. Gene Ontology annotation, molecular function: ATP hydrolysis activity; enzyme activator activity; ATP binding. Gene Ontology annotation, cellular component: nucleus. The transcript is spliced from 2 exons. Lineage: Eukaryota; Fungi; Ascomycota; Eurotiomycetes; Eurotiales; Aspergillaceae. Gene Ontology annotation, biological process: DNA-templated DNA replication; regulation of DNA repair; DNA repair.